Molecule: messenger RNA, 1477 nt
Organism: Microdochium trichocladiopsis
Lineage: Eukaryota; Fungi; Ascomycota; Sordariomycetes; Xylariales; Microdochiaceae
Exons: 1
Coding region: 129-1343 (404 amino acids)
Biological process (GO): removal of superoxide radicals
Cellular component (GO): cytoplasm
Molecular function (GO): thioredoxin-disulfide reductase (NADPH) activity
Source: RefSeq, a predicted model, not a curated record
UGGAAGCCCAGCGAAGGGCCCCGGCCAGUGGCAGCUGCGCUGCCCCUCCAUCGCUGCGGUCCGUGGCUGCUGACUGAUCAGGCACCUGAGGCACGCAGGCACGUCACGGCCUCUCGUAGCUGCGCCGAAUGGGAAGUUGCCCCUCCGUCGCAGGUUUGUCUGGGCGGCGCAGGUGCGGCGGCAGCACCGCACCACGGACGUGCUUGCAGGCCCCUAAAAAGAGUCCGUUCCCCGUUCGACAGCCGCCGCCAUCUCUGACAUUUAGGACCCGAGGGGCAUUUCCAGACCUUGACACGACUUCGAACCGACCGAUCACGAAGCAGAGAAGAAGCAGCCAAAACAAACAAAACCAAAACCAAAAAACCACAGCCACGAUGCACAGCAAGGUCGUCGUCAUUGGCUCUGGCCCUGCCGCCCACACGGCCGCCAUCUACCUCGCCCGCGCCGAGCUCAAGCCAGUGCUGUACGAGGGCUUCAUGGCCAACGGCAUUGCCGCGGGCGGCCAGCUCACCACCACCACCGACGUCGAGAACUUCCCCGGCUUCCCCAAGGGCAUCAUGGGCGGCGAGCUCAUGGACAACAUGCGCGCCCAGUCGGAGCGCUUCGGCACCCAGAUCAUCUCCGAGACCGUCUCCAAGCUCGACACGUCCUCCCGCCCCUUCAAGUACGAGACCGAGUGGUCCCCCGGCGUCGUCCACACUGCCGACGCCGUCAUCCUCGCCACCGGCGCCUCGGCCCGCCGCCUCAACCUGCCCGGCGAGGAAAAGUACUGGCAGAACGGCGUGUCUGCGUGUGCCGUCUGCGACGGCGCCGUGCCCAUCUUCCGCAACAAGCCGCUCGUGUGCAUCGGCGGCGGCGACAGCGCCAGCGAGGAGGCCCAGUUCCUCACAAAGUACGCCAGCCACGUGACGGUCCUGGUGCGCCGCGACCAGCUGCGGGCGAGCAGCAUCAUGGCCCAGCGCCUGCUCAACCACCCCAAGGUCACAGUCAAGUUCAACACGCACGCCACCGAGAUCAAGGGCGACGGCAGCCUCAUGACCCACCUCGCUAUCAAGAACUCCAAGACGGGCGAGGAGGAGACGAUCGAGGCCAACGGCCUCUUCUACGCCAUCGGCCACGACCCGGCCUCCUCGCUCGUCAAGGGCCAGGUCGAGCUGCACGACGACGGCUACGUCAAGACGGUGCCCGGCACCACCAAGACCAGCGUCGAGGGCCUCUUCGCGGCCGGCGACGUCCAAGACAAGAUCUACCGCCAGGCCAUUACCAGUGCCGGCUCCGGCUGCAUGGCCGCGCUCGAGGCUGAGAAGUUCCUCGCCGAUCUCGAGGUGGAGGGCAAGGCAUAGAUGGGCCAGAGAUGGAAACGGAGAUGAAGCAUUAGCGCAUUGGGAGGUUCUGCAUUGUGUCAUUUAGCGACAGCCUGUCUCACGUCUAGAUAUCAAGAGGCAUAGACAUAGAAAUAGAGCAAGAGUCCAAAGAG